AUGAACACCGGCGACGGCAACGGCGACAGCAGCGGCAAUGGCAUCUGCUUCCCCUCUGAUGUCCUCGUCGACAUCCUCGGCCGCCUCCCUAGACGCGCCCUCGCCAGGUCGUGCUGCGUGUGCCGCACAUGGCGCGCCCUCGUCACCGCCCAUAAACUCAUCCCUCCGCUGCUCCCGCUCCGGCUCCCGCACUACUUCCCACGGCGUGCUUUCGGAGGCAUCUUCUUCAACAAGAACGGGUUCGCGUCCAACACUUCCUUCUUCGGCCCGCCGGGCUCCGAGCGCCUCUUCUUUCCGCACGAGGCUAGGGUGCGCCAGUCAUGCAAUGGCCUCCUCCUCCUCCAUGAUUGCGUGCUCAACCCGGCGACCGGGCGGUGUUCUCGCCUACCAAGCCUAAAGCCGUGGCGGCGCGCCGCCGUUGAGGCACUCGCCUUCGACCCGGCCGUGUCACUGCACUACGAUGUGUACCACCUUGAGGAACUAGCAGCAAGACCAAACCAAGGCGAGGUUCUGCAGCAGCUCGAGAAGUCGCUGGUGUCGUUGCUUGUGUACUCAUCCCGCACCGGGCGGUGGGAGAGCCGGGAACUCGUGCCUGGGCGCUGCGCCCCAGGGCACCUCUACGACGCCGUGGCGACCCCUAAGGAGGAGGAGAAACAGGAUGACGAUGGAUACUCCUGGAGCUCAUACGACCAGGAGCAUGAAGAUAACGAUGCAUAUUCAUGGAACUCGGACACGGACAACUUCAUCGACAUAGAUGGAGGCGCCGAACUCCUGGGCCCGCCAUCGUGGGGUAACUACUGCAGGAUCGUUGGAUUUCAUCCUCACAAGAACGCACUCAUCCUCAUAAUUGACUUUGCGGUGGUAGUGUACCAUCUCGACACAUCAAGGAUGCAAUAUAUUGGCGAGGAUAGCCAGCUCAUGAGAAAUCCCUAUACACAUGCUUCUUGUGUCAACGGUUCCUUCACCUACCGACCUUGCUACGCGGACGUGCUAACAGGCGAAUAA
Lolium perenne is the source of this 1005-nucleotide messenger RNA. RefSeq lists its product as uncharacterized. Lineage: Eukaryota; Viridiplantae; Streptophyta; Magnoliopsida; Poales; Poaceae. Gene Ontology annotation, molecular function: protein binding. The record is from RefSeq and is a predicted model, not a curated record.